CCCCUCGCCAGCGCCCAGGAUGCCGUUCUACCGGCGCGUGGUGGUGCCCCAGCGUCUGUGCCCGCGCAACCCGCCGCAGCCACUGACCGAGCUCCGCGACGUGAGCCACCUGGCCGCGCUCAGCCUGCUCCGCCAGCUCGCCGACCUCUGCGGCCACUCGCUGGCUCUGCUCGAGGACCUCGAGGGGCACCUGCUGGCCCUGGGGCGCCGCACCGACAGCCUGUACCGGCGCACCAUUCGUCUCCGCCACCGUCUUCCCUGUCGCCUGCUCGGCCCGGAGGACGACGAAGAAUUGCUAGGUGCCUGCUACUGGGCGGACGGGAUUCACAGCCAGAGGGCCAGGGAGCUUGUGGAGGAAGCCAGCACAGCUGCAGCUAACUCGGGUCGGGAAAAUGCGACAGCGACUGCCCACUCGAGGUCGUCAUGGCGACAGCCAGUGAACGUGUUCCUCUCCUCGGGCAGGCCCCCGAGUGUAGAGGAACUGCUUCGCGAGGCGCAGCUCAAUCUCCAGAGCCUGUUGCAAGAAGAAUAUGAGGAACAGUAUUCGGAGGCCAGAAUUCUGGGGCAGACCUUCCGCUCUUCGGAUGAGGCUCCUGAGCCUACUCCCAGCCAAAGGCCCCAGUCGGCCAAGCGUCUGGAGUUUGUGUUGAUGCCUGCACAACGGCAGCUGAGCGAGGAUGAGACCACCACCCAGGGUGUGAGGGCCCCCGAGGCCUGCCUGAGCCUGUCUACAGCCGACAAGCAAACCUCCUGGAAUGGUCCCUUCCCGCUACCCGUCCUAAAGGAGAAGAGCUGGCUUCAGCCCUGCUCCACGCAGUCUGACCUUGUGCCCAUCAACAUCUCGGGGCAGCAGUUUGAUAGACAUGCAAGUUUUCGACACUCGUUGUUUAACACAGAGACAGCCGUGAACCCCAAGUCCACCCUGAGGCGGAGGCGGACCAUUAUUGGAUUCUCUAACUUUUCUCAGCGAGACCCAGGUCACAGCAACAGCCCAGCGGGCAGCCUGGUCUGCUCCGCCACCUCAGACGUCAGGCCCGGCCACUCGGCUCCACAAGUUGUUCAGGGAAGAGUUGCUGUUGGGCAGGAAGCUCGGUUUCCAAGUCUCACCUCGCCAGGACCGAGACACUCUUCUAGUGAGCCUGCAGACCCACACCAGGCACGUGGUGGCCCAGACCCUCCGGGCAUGGAGAGCAUGGCAGUGGUGUACAGUGUCCCCGGUUCUUGCAAUGGACCGACAGAGUCAACGUUCUCCGCCUCCUGGAAGGGAGAAGCUUUCACAUACAUGACACCAAGUGCCAGCAGCCAGGGCAAUCAAGGCAGUGAAAAUGGAAAAAAUCCUUCCUCUGGAAAUUCCUGGGUGUCUCUGAACACACUCCCACCUCUGGUCCCUAAGGAGGCGGCUACCCUCUUUGUCACCCGGGAUAACCCAGCAGGAUGCACUGGGCUACCCAGAUACUCUGAGCACCUCACUCAGCGAAGGCAAAUACCAGAAAGACCUCCCAAGAUUGGCCUUCUGGCCCGUGGUACCUCAAGACUGGAAACAGGCCCAGGCGGGACCAACAGAUUCCGGGAGCGGUCACUGUCUGUGCCCACAGACUCCGGGGUCACCUCAGUGGACUAUGAUGAAGAACAGAAGGCUGGGGAGGCCUGCAUCCUGCCUUAUGCCAGUACAAGUUCUGAAGGUAGCAACAGUACUGACAACAUUGCGGCCCUCAGCACUGAGCAAGAGGCGCGGCACAGAAGGCAAAGAUCCAAAAGUAUUUCACUCAAGAAGGCUAAAAAGAAGCCCUCUCCACCCAUGCGCAGUGUCUCACUAGUCAAAGACGAACCAGUCCUCCCACCAGAAGGUGAACUGGCAAUGCCCAAGGACCAGAGGCCCAGGAGCCUUUGCCUCUCCUUGGAACACCAAGGGCAUCAUUCAUCUCAGCCUGAUGCUCAAGGUCACGCGCAAAGCUCUGUGCCAACUCUCAAAGAUCCGGAAGGUACACAGUUCUCUCACCACUGGUAUCUUACUGACUGGAAGUCUGGUGACACCUGCCAAUCCUUGUCCAGCUCCAGCACUGCCACUGGUACCACGGUCAUUGAGUGCACUCAAGUUCAGGGAAGCUCCGAGUCUCUGGCCUCCCCUUCCACCUCCAGAGCGACAACCCCCUCCCAGCUCUCCAUUGAGGUGGAAGCCAGGGAAGUAGCCUCCCCUGGAAGGCCCACUGGACUGAUGUCUCCUUCCAGUGGGUACUCCAGCCAGUCAGAGACACCCACGCCCACUGUCUCCAUGUCCUUGACCCUGGGCCACUUACCCCCUCCAAGCACCAGUGGCCGAGUACGUCCAGUGGUGCCAGAAAGGAAGUCAUCACUGCCUCCAACUUCGCCAAUGGAAAAAAUCUGCAAGUCACGGUUAUCAUUUGACCUACCACUGACCUCUUCAACUACCCUGGAUCUGUCGGGGAUGAAUAUCUCCAUCCGCAGCAAAACCAAGGUGAGUCGUCAUCACUCUGAUACCAAUUUCGGGGCCAAACUGGCACAGAAAAGCAGUCCAAACCAGCCAAUCAUGCCCAUGGUCACGCCGUCUGACCUCCGUUCUGUUCGCCUGAGAUCCAUCAGCAAGUCGGAGCCGGAAGAUGACGUUGAGAGCCCGGAUUACACCGAGGAGCCUGGCGCCGAGGAAGUCUUCACCUUGCCAGAGAAAAAAGUGAAACCUCCGAUAGCCGAGAAACCUCCACUGGCCCGAAGACCUCCAAGUUUGAUUCACAGGCCGCCCUCUCUCUCCGGGGAGCAUCCACUAACUUCUCCUACCAUGGCUAUGACACCCAAGAGCUCUGUUCCACACAUGAAGCAGCUCCCCCAAGACAGCUACACAGUGUUGCGGAAACCAAAGUCACCCAGCUUCCCCAGUAGCAGGAGCCCGGGGGAGUCAACAGCGCCCUCCAGCCUCGUCUGCACACCUCUUGCCGGUUCCUCUGGUGCUUUCUUCUCAGGAACACAGCAACCUCCCCAGGCCACUGUAGAAGAUGGGGGCGCCAAGGUGAGAGCCCUGCCUGAAAGAAUCAGCCUCCAGAGCCAGGAAGAAGCUGAGAAAAAGAUCAGCAAGAUUCCACCUCCGGUACCAAAAAAGCCCAGUGUGCUCUACCUGCCUCUCACCUCGCCUGUAGCUCCGACGGAUGCCUGCACGGCAGAACCAAGGCUGCCUUUCAGCCCCAUCAUCACCCUGGAGGAAGAUGCCAAGUGUCCCUCCACUGGUGAUGACUUGAAGUCACCUGGUAAAAGCGUGGCUUCGGCUCCUCCCGUUGACAGUAAAAAGGAGGCCAUCUCUCCAGGGAGGCCUGUAGAACCAAGCACCGAAGAGAAAAGUUUAAUCAGUGAUAAAACAGCCGAAUGGAUCUCGGAGGAGGAUGAUGACGUGUUUGUGGCUUCUCGCACAACUGAAGAUUUGUUUACUGUGAUCCACAGGUCCAAAAGAAAGCUACUCGGCUGGAAAGAGCCUGGGGAGGCCUUCCCAGGCAGCAGACCCAGCUCCCAUUCGCCAGUGAAGAACACAGCUGAUUCUCCCACCAGUGAGUCCGCUGCUGCCACAGGGCCAAGUGGCAGUGCGAGCCUAGAUGCUGGCAGAAAUGAUGACUUCAAGGCCUUGCUCCAGAAGAAGGGAAGUAAGGCGACGCCCAAGACCCGCCCGUCGGCGGCCGAGCUGCUGAAGACCACUAACCCUCUGGCUCGAAGAAUCAUUGCACAGUUCUCAAAAGACUAUGAACCCACCGACAACCCCAGUACCUAAGCCCUGCUUCUUACUUACUAGCCCUGAGUAGAGAAGGGGAGAGAGAGAGGGCUUCAGAAAGGACCCAACCACAGCAACGACAAAAGCAUCUAUAUGUCCUUGACCUUAACUCACACUCUGGACAGCAGAGAGGCCAACGCAACACAACUGAGCUCAGCGGGCACUCUGAGAGGCUUCAGACCAUCUGUGUUUCCAUGCUCCCAUCCUUCCCAUGACUGAACACUGGGGUCCCUUCUUAUCAUCUCCCAGCGCUGUGCGUUAAGAAGAGAGUCUCCGAUUUGAGAGCCUGUCUGCCAUCUUUUCAGUGUCCUAGCUGUUUUGUCCACUGGCUCCUGUCACUGAGAGGCACAGUGGGAGAACGGAUUGGGGACUUCCAAACCAGGGCUGGGGACAGAGGGUGCCAAUUCCACUGCUGAUUAUCUACUCUCCUGGGGUGGCCUUGAUGGCCCUAUGUGAAGACACAGACAGACACUGAGGCCUCCUCAACCACGGUGUGACUUCCUCCGGAGUGAGUUCUGCAGGAGGCGUGCACUCAUUUCAGCAUGGGGUUGAUUGGAUGGCUUUUGUGGUGCAAAAUACGAAUGUGACUCCUCCAAAACUCCAUGCCUUUUUCAGUUUGAUUGUCUAUGCGGAGAUCAGGGUGAUGAGUUUUAAUAAACUUCCAGGACGUCCCCCCCUCCCCCAUUAGCUAGAAUAGAUAGGAUUGGGUGGCUUUGGCUGAUGCAAGCUCAGCAAACGAAUGGGACAUUUGUUCACUCACAUCUAGCCAAGGUAACUCGCAUGUGCGCCUUGAGGUCUUUGGAAUGUCUGUCAUCGUGGGUAGCCAAGAUCUGUGCCCAGCCCAUGCUGUAUAUGCCAAGAACUUCAUUCCACUCCCAUGUAACAUUCAUUACAGGAAGUAAUUAGGUUGGAGGGCUGGCAUCAUCAGAGGAGGAGAAAGUAAGUGUACCUUGCCCCAUACCAGUUGAUUCAGAGUAUGCUUUUUGUGGUUGUUUGGGUUUUGUUUAAAGGAAAUCUGGCCCUGUUUCGAAAAUCAAGAACCUGUAGACUAAAAAAAAAAAGAUCUACGCAAAAUCAAAAAGGCAGCCUGCUAUGGCCCGUAAUUACAAGAAGGCUACUUUUUGCCAUUUGGGUACUGCUGUUUGGCCAGCUUUCAGCUAGCCGUGGGGGGUGGGGAGGAGCAGAGCAGCUAGGAUAAAGAGCACCCUGAAAGAGUUCCAAAACAAUCACAGUUCCCCCUUCCCUUCCAAAGGCAACAGGUACUGGCUGUUCUUGUCAACUUUGUAAGCAGCGCAAGAGCGCCUGAUUUCCAUACACCUGGGUUUCUGAGGGGCUGGGGACAAGAUAAGCAGAGCACUGAACAGAGAGCCUGAUGGCCAGUGUUGGAAAGUUCAUGGUCUUCUGGUCCCGAAAGGCCAAAAGGAAAUGAACUUGCAGUGUGCUUUGCAAAAACAGAAAAAGGUCCCCUGACCCAUCCCUCCCGCACCCCCUGCCCUAACAGAUUCCUUGCUCGGUCUCCUGGAGGAAGCAGUAAGAGGUCCAGAGACAAGCAUGUCUCCAUUUGGAUAGGUCACGCUCCUUACCAAUGAGAAGCAAACUCUUAGCUCAACUGCCCACACUCCAGCAAGGCAAAGUGGCUGAAAAAACUACACUGAGUCCUGAGAAGACUCGGGUCUCUGGCAUAGAAGCCCUAGGCUGAGAUCGGUGCUUGGGUUGGUCUAGUUCUGAAUUCUAGACAAAUGGAAGGAGAUCAAGCUCACCAACUCUCUUGCAACUAGUCUUCUCUCAGAUUUAGAAAGAAGCCACGGAAAUAAUAAACAGUUCGGGAAACUCCAGUUACUUUGAAAGUGUUUAAACCAUUUGACAUGGAGGUCUUAACCAAGUUUCAUGAGUUUUGCCUGAAUUUAAACAAGAGUCGGGCAGGAGUGUGGUAUAUACAGUUUUAAUCACUGCACCUAGGAGAUGGAGCCAGGCAGAUUUCUGUGAGUUUGAGGCCAGCCUGAUCUACAUAGCUAGUUGCAGGCUGCCAAGGCUACAUAGUGAGAUCCUAAUUUCAGUCUUUGCCUGGUUUUUACAUAAGUAUCACACUUGACCUAACCCAGAAUUCUAAAAGACAGAGGUUUUCCUCUGUAGGGAAAUGAAGGAGUGGGGUGCCUUGCUUCUGCCUAUCAGAAGCAAACCCCCCCCAGUCUGCUCCUCAGAACCAUUGUGAAUUGUUGAAUUCUAAAGUUUGAGCGUGUGGGACUCUGUAUAGGGCUUGCUACUUUUGCUGAUUUUUUUUUGGAAGUGUCUUGUUUGUUCUUUCUCAUGGGUUUUGCCUCUGCCCUCACCUUGCUACCUCCAGAGAUUUCCCCAAAAGAUUGUAAACUGGAUGCUUAGACUGCUUGAGGUUGUUUCUGGUACCUAAACCCUUGCUCUCCUCUCUACCAGUCUGUAUGCCUGGGAUGUUUAGAACCUUUCCGCAUCAUUUCACCCCCAGAAGGCUAUUAGCACAAGAGGAUUUGGGGCAGCGGCUUUACAACCAGAGGAAACCCUUAGGGCUGGGGGUAGUCCUUCUGCAUUUCCAGGUUUUGCAGGGAGUGGACCUAGUCCUAAACAAGCAACCAGAUUGUUAAAUAAUAAUAGUAACUACCAGUCAUUGGUUAGCACGACACCAAGCAUCUUUCUAAUACUUAACCUCUCUCCUGUCCUUAAUAUCAUAAACACCAACUCUCUCCCCUGAGUAUAAGGUGUGCUGCCCGUGAGACUGGAGGAGAAGGGGGAAACCCCUUCCAGGGAGGUCUCAGGGAAGUUGCUACCACUCCUGUGAUGUACAGCACACAUACGGAAAGAGAGCAGUCUCUGCAGAUGGCACACACAGCACGUUGGAGGGAAAUGAAAUUGGCCCCUGGUGGUCAGCCUCUGCUUCAAGCUCUUCCUAGCCCCUUGUUUCUCUCUAGCUCCAGCCCUUAGUUAGACUCUGUUAGAAUAGCUUCAGUAUAGUCAAGGGUGGGGGAGCCCCCCCCCAGAGGCAGUUAAUGGGUAUGUACAUGCUUUGCCCUUGGUGGGUAUACAUUUGUGGUUCAAAUGGAGAGCAGGUUAGUCUUAGUACCAAGGUUGACUUGGCUUGCGCCUCCUCCCCUUUGCCUGCACUGUCGGCCUGCCUGGGCCUCCCUCCUGGCUCCAGCUUGUCUUUCAGUCCUCACACCCAGGAGCUGCACCCAUACCAACAGCUCGACCACAAAGGAGUCAAGGCCACAGGCGGCCAAUUCAUUCACAUUAGCCUCAUGACCACAAGGUUGAUUUGGAAAAAAAAAAAUGACCUUGAAUGUACAAAGAUGGGCAAGUCUCCAAGGUUCCCCCAACAAGCAUCCUGCCUGGCAUCUUUUCUCCAGACAACAGAGAUCCAGUUGCUGUCUCUGCGUAUCUGUCAACUCUCAGCAGAUCUACCCAUGCACCCCGCCCUACUCCUCACCCCCGAACCCGUCGGGGGGAAAAAAGACUAGCUAUCACUCAGUGCUCUGUCGCUCACUGUUUCUGCCCUCUGUUUGCCGAGUCUGUGGCACAAUGGUGAGCUUUUCCUUUGAUUUGAUUUGCCAGGGCCAGGACUAGGGUGAGGCGAUUGGGGAGACGCCCACUCUCAAGGCCCCGCCAGUGCCUUACCCUUGCCACGGCCCUGUGAUUUGCACUCUGUAAAGUAGUAUCAGUUGCUCUUCCUCUGAGUGUAGUUCUGAUGUGGGGGCAGGUUUGGCGCCAAAUGUUUUCUUGGUGUUCCUCCAUUUGUUGCUAGAAGCCUUUGUAUGCAGUAAAGAACCUUCAGUAUUAUCGCAAACAUUUUAGCUGGCAAGUUAGCACCCGGUUCAGGAGGAACACCCCAGCCAGACAACUUCAGCAGGAAGUUGGAGGUCUGCCCCUGUGACCCUGUGUCUGCUCUUUCUGCUCCAUUCCUCCCUCCCCUGUAGUCCUUGUGGCCCAGCACCGAUUCUCCUCAGUGCCUCCUGCUUUGUUCUCCUCCUAAGAAAAUCCAUGCUCUCAGGAAAGGGAUGAAUUCACUGACUUUGAGACGGGGAGGCUUAAUGCUACCUUUUUCAAGGGUUGCUUGCAUUUUAACAGGGGAACAGCCUUAAGCCAAAGGAAUGAAGUUCUUACAGAAUGUUAGGCGUCAACUAGUUGUCCGAGUUCUUUUUCACCGUGGAAAGACCAGACUCCCUGACAGCUGACUCCAGAGUCUAGAAUACACGCUUUUCUCCUGGAAUCAUUGUAGUUGGUAGCUGAUGGUCAGUUAUCUAGAUAACCCUGUGCUACUUUACCACCAAGGGACUCUGAGAAAAAGCUACUGAAAAGCCUCUGAGAAGGCCUAGAUCAGUAUUCACACUGUACAUUAACAUGUUUGUGUAAAUGGAAUUACUGCUACUUACCACGUAGGUAAAAAGACACAAAGAUUUAAGAAGUUUGUGAAAUGUGUCCUGUUUGUGCAAGGUGACCCUGUCGAGUCCAUUCCUUACUGAUGUCAGUCGUCCACUCUCAGUGGUGGUUAUUAAACUGGGUGGAGGUAUAGUCGCUAAGCACAGGCCUCCACUGCCCCGUCUGCCAUUUGUCUCUCUUGUGUGCUAUGACUCCGGCUUGGUGUGAGAAUGAGACCUUAUCUAAAGCAGAGCCCCCGGUCCCUAAUGCCUUUGCAUGUAUUUCAGCUGUAAGUGACCAAGAUAGUAAGAUAUGAAAGGAGAAGGAAAGAGGUACAAGACAGUGCCUUUGUCAAAGGUCAGCAAACAGAAUGAUGACUUGAAAAUGACCUGAAGUCAGCGAAGUCAAAUUAUUUUAAAAUACUUUGAAAUCGGUU
Molecule: messenger RNA, 8588 nt
Organism: Peromyscus maniculatus bairdii (prairie deer mouse)
Lineage: Eukaryota; Metazoa; Chordata; Mammalia; Rodentia; Cricetidae
Gene: Nhsl2
Product: NHS like 2
Biological process (GO): cell differentiation
Source: RefSeq, a predicted model, not a curated record